Molecule: messenger RNA, 1377 nt
Organism: Ogataea philodendri
Lineage: Eukaryota; Fungi; Ascomycota; Pichiomycetes; Pichiales; Pichiaceae
Exons: 1
Coding region: 1-1377 (458 amino acids)
Biological process (GO): transmembrane transport
Molecular function (GO): transmembrane transporter activity
Source: RefSeq, a predicted model, not a curated record
AUGCAACAAUCAGAGACCGUUCCUCAGAUAAUCGAAGAAAAGCCUGUUGUGGACCCCCAGUCGGAGAUUCCCAAUAAGUUUAGAGGCCGCGGACUGACCUCUGUGAUUGGGUGUCUGCUGUUUGCGUUCAAUUCCUGGGGUGCAAACUCGGCAUAUGCGAUAUAUUACCAAGAAUACCUAAACAGCGAUGUUUUUCCAGGCACAUCCAAGUACGAGUACGGUAUUGUUGGUGGCUUGACGUUUGGAUCUGGACUCACGUUCGGCCCUUUAAUUAACUUUCUCGUGGGGAAGAUCGGACUCAAGCCUACAAUUGGCAUCGGAGUCGUUUUUCAGUUUGUCUCGCUGAUGCUUGCAUCUUUUGCAACAAAAUUUUGGCAGCUGGCUUUAACACAGGGAGUGUGGCAGGGCCUUUCGCUGGCCCUGAUAGCCAUCCCCAACAUCGUUGUUAUCCCCCAGUGGUUCUCCAGUGGCAAGGGAGGCAAAAGGAACCUUGCACUGGGUUUCUCUGCUGCCGGGUCCGGUUUUGGUGGUAUUCUGUACAAUAUCGGAAUGGAAAAACUAUUGACCAACCAUGGCUACCAAUGGUCUAUGAGAACACAGGCAAUUUUAUGCGCCUUCCUUAAUAUUAUCGCACUCAUCCUUAUCCAAUCCCGCAACAAACAUAUCAAGCCUAUCUUCAAAGUGUACGACAAGGUCGUGUGGACCAACUUUGGAGUCUGGUGUCUGUUUGCCUGGAUCAUGUUCACACUGUUCGGUUAUGUCACGCUCAUGUACAAUCUCGGCGAUUUUACCCGGUCGUUGGGCUACGGAUCCACUGAGGCGUCUGUCGUGUCUACCAUGGUCUCGGUCGGUAUCUUGUACGGAAGACCAUCUAUCGGGCAAGUGUCUGACAUUUUUGGCCCCGUUAAUAUGACCAUCGUGGCCAGCUGGCUCGUGUCGCUAUUCGCACUCGCCAUGUGGAUCCCCUGCCGCAACUACCAGACCGCCCUAGUCUUUGCCCUGUUCGAAGGAUCCCUCAUGGGCACUAUCUGGGUCACCAUGCCCUCGAUGGCUUCUGCUCUUAUCGGAUUACGUAAGCUGGGUAUUGCGAUGUCGCUGGCCUGGAUCGCGUGCGGUUUGUUUGGAUUCACGUCUCCCAUUCUGGGAAUUGCCUUGAAGAAAGACGGCCCCGAGAAUCCGACCCAAUACCAAAACGCUGCUAUUUUCGUUGGUCUUUGCUACUUUGCUGCCGGCGUCAUGCUGGUUAUUAUGAGAGGAUGGAUGCUUGCCAGACGCCAGCUGGUCGACACAACGAAGGAGGAGGAGCUCUGGUCCGUCAGAGUCCCCAUCAGAUCGGCGUUCAUCCGUGUUUUCGACUGGAGAUUCUACAAAGUUUAG